Molecule: messenger RNA, 594 nt
Organism: Gastrolobium bilobum
Lineage: Eukaryota; Viridiplantae; Streptophyta; Magnoliopsida; Fabales; Fabaceae
Product: ethylene-responsive transcription factor WIN1-like
Exons: 2
Coding region: 52-594 (180 amino acids)
Biological process (GO): regulation of DNA-templated transcription
Molecular function (GO): DNA binding; DNA-binding transcription factor activity
Source: RefSeq, a predicted model, not a curated record
UCUCUCUCUCUCUCCCUUCCUCUUUGGUAAGACAAGAUAGUUCUAACCAACAUGGUGCAAUCAAAGAAAUUUAGAGGUGUCAGGCAACGCCAUUGGGGCUCGUGGGUUUCUGAGAUUCGUCAUCCAUUAUUGAAAAGGAGGGUGUGGCUUGGGACAUUUGAGACAGCUGAAGAAGCAGCUAGAGCAUAUGAUGAGGCAGCGAUUUUGAUGAGUGGAAGAAAUGCAAAAACAAACUUCCCAGUUGCUGAUAACACAACGAGGAAUCAAAGUUCAACAUCCUCUUCCACAACAUUAUCUGCAGUUCUCAGUGCAAAGCUUAGGAAGUGCUGCAAAUCCCCAUCACCUUCCCUCACAUGUUUAAGGCUUGACACUGAGAAUUCACACUUUGGGGUGUGGCAAAAGCGAGCUGGUCCUCGUUCUGACUCAAACUGGAUCAUGAUGGUUGAGUUGGAAAGGAAGAAAAUGGGACCUUCUGAUUCAGAAUCACCAGUUCUUGAUGCACCAGAGAAGGUAAAACCAGAGGAAGUGAAUGGCUUAGAUGAGGAGCAGAGGAUUGCUCUGCAGAUGAUAGAGGAACUUCUGAAUAGGAAUUAA